This is a messenger RNA of Xylaria bambusicola, 530 nucleotides long. RefSeq lists its product as uncharacterized. The transcript has 2 exons. Lineage: Eukaryota; Fungi; Ascomycota; Sordariomycetes; Xylariales; Xylariaceae. Bases 172 to 504 code for a protein of 110 amino acids. The record is from RefSeq and is a predicted model, not a curated record.
AUGUAAGAAGCCUGAGAUCUGGAUUGUGUAUAUAACAGACGUCAGCCGAGGACUUCAAACUAUUAGUGACCCUACACAAAAAGACAUUCACACGAGCCUAUCUCAACCUCUAUUUUACAAUUACCACUUGCUACGAAGACUAGAAUAGAUAGUCAAUUGGCCAGACUCAAGAUGCGCUUCACAACCCUCGCAACCAUCGCUACCAUCUACAUGCUCAAGCCAGCUGCGGCGAGCUGGUCAUUACGGUUCUAUGAAACCGGCUGUCCAACCGAGGGUGAUAUUGGAGACUCGGUAGCUUUGACAGCUGGGGAACCGGACGACGAGUUGUGGUGCAUACCUGCCAACGCAGCGCACAACGUUGUAGCUACGAACAUCGCGGCAGACAAUAUGAAGGUCACACUUUUCACGGAUACGAACUGCAUGCAUGUUAUCACCGAUUUCGAAACGGAUGGUUGCAAGGUCAUUCCCAAAGAUGUAAGCUUCUCCUUCCUCGCCGCUGACUAGCUCUACUCCUAUUCAUCGGACGCUGA